This is a messenger RNA of Cydia splendana, 729 nucleotides long. Its product is annotated as cytochrome P450 6B4-like. The coding region runs from base 1 to 729 and encodes 242 amino acids. The transcript has 2 exons. NCBI's taxonomy places the organism in Eukaryota, Metazoa, Arthropoda, Insecta, Lepidoptera, Tortricidae. The record is from RefSeq and is a predicted model, not a curated record. Gene Ontology annotation, molecular function: monooxygenase activity; oxidoreductase activity, acting on paired donors, with incorporation or reduction of molecular oxygen; heme binding.
AUGGAUUUCAUUUUAAAAUUAAACAAAGAUGAGCAUAACACAUUUAAAGCAAAGAGGACUGGUGAAACACAAAGUUUAGAUGUAACCGACGAAAUGAUAGCAGCACAAGCGUAUACUUUUUAUGCACUAGGUUAUAAAGCCAUUACCACAACUUUAGGUUUCCUGCUGUACCAGCUAGCUCUGAAUCCAGUCAUCCAAGAUAACGUGGUAGCAGAAAUAAAAGAAAUGCUAGAAAAACAUAACGAAGAAAUUACUCUGCAAGGUAUUUUAGAUCUAUCUUACAUGGGAAAAGUUCUCGACGAGACUUUAAGAAUGUAUCCAGUAGUUCCCGAUUUGAGGAGGGAAUCUACCAAGAUUUACAAGAUACCAAAUACAAAUUUAACAAUAGAAAAGGAUCAGUGUAUUAGGAUUUCAGUGCUUGGUAUUCAUUAUGAUGAAAAAAUCUAUCCGAGGCCGGAAGUGUUUGACCCUGAAAGGUUCUCUCCUGAAAAUGUGGAGGCUAGACACGAGUGCUCAUAUUUGCCUUUUGGACUUGGUCCUGGACAUUGCAUUGCUAAGAACUUCGCACAAGUGGUAUCACGGGUGUGUCUAGUGAAGCUCCUGUCCCAGUUCCGAGUAGAACCCUCGAAGAAUAUGCCUCGGCAAGUCGAGUACGAUCCGACAUGCACUGUGCUGUACCCUAAGGGCAGCUUCUCUAUUAAUUUCGUGAAGAGGGAAGCUUUCUGCUAG